Messenger RNA from Microthlaspi erraticum, 585 nucleotides. The record is from the annotation of a GenBank genome assembly. Lineage: Eukaryota; Viridiplantae; Streptophyta; Magnoliopsida; Brassicales; Brassicaceae.
AUGUUCGCACCACCUUCCAUCUUCCGCAAAUCUUCGCUGCGAAGAACUGAUUAUUUUCAGUUUAGCCCCUCAAAAAUGGAUUAUCCAGAAAAUGAUCCCUCUUACGAUCAAAAGGGAAAUCUAAACCCUGUUCCACAACGUCCACCUCCGUUUUUGACAAGAGAUCAAGAACAUGGGAUCAUGGUGUCUGCUCUACGACAAGUGAUAUCCAACCCUGGAGGUGACACGUCGUCAUCAUCAUCAUCAUCAUCAUCAAACUAUAUCACGUCCGAAGCUCUUCCGCCUCCGGAAGCUGGCCCUUGUCCUCUCUGUGGCAUCACCGGUUGCUACGGCUGCGCAUUCCAGCGACAGAACCAAGAGAUUGUGAAAGAGAAGAAGUACAAAGGAGUGAGGAAGAAGCCAUCAGGUAAAUGGUCAGCAGAGAUAUGGGAUCCGAUUUUGAGAGUAAGGAGGUGGCUUGGAACGUUUCCGACGGCAGAGAUGGCCGCGCAGGCUUAUGAAGAGACGGCGACUGAGCUUGUCGGGAGAAGAUCAGCGUCACGUCACACAAAGAACGGAGAAGGAAGCGGUGGAAGAGAUAAUUGA